Messenger RNA from Daucus carota subsp. sativus, 1209 nucleotides. RefSeq names its product acid phosphatase 1. The record is from RefSeq and is a predicted model, not a curated record. Gene Ontology annotation, molecular function: acid phosphatase activity. NCBI's taxonomy places the organism in Eukaryota, Viridiplantae, Streptophyta, Magnoliopsida, Apiales, Apiaceae. Bases 119 to 892 code for a protein of 257 amino acids. The transcript is spliced from 3 exons.
AAUUUUACAUAGAUAGAACACAUUGCACUCCAAUCCAAUUUCAAAACUUUCGUUUAUUUGUUGGUAAUCUUCUCAACCAUAAGCCGAGAAAGCACGUGUGCUUUCUCGGUUCCCCGGCAUGGCAUCCGGCCGUAACAUGAUUGUUCUUUUAAUUUUCGCCUUCGCUAACAAGUCAUUUUCCGAAACAAUUAUUCAAAUGCACCCCGCAGCUCACCGAGCCCAUGCAGACGAUAAAGGCUCCGGGUUCUACUGCGAAAGCUGGAGAUAUAGCGUGGAAACCAAUGAUGCAGGGGAAUGGAGGAGCAUUCCUGCGAGGUGCAUAGAGUUUGUGAAGGACUAUAUUACCGGGGAACGGUAUCGGUCGGAUUUGGAGGUCGUUGCCGAAAAUUCGUUGGAGUUUGUCAAGAAUGUGAAGAUGGUUGGUGAUGGCAAGGAUGCAUGGGUUUUUGAUAUUGAUGAGACUUUAUUGUCCAAUGUGCCUUAUUAUGCUGCUCAUGGAUUUGGCUCAGAAUCAUUCAACGAAAAGACUUUCAAUGACUGGGUGGGCUUGGCUGAGGCACCUGCCCUCACAGCUAGUCUGAGAUUGUACAAGGAGCUCAGCGAGAUGGGAGUUACUUUGAUUUUGUUAACAGGUCGGGAAGAAUUUCAAAGAAAUGCCACGGAAAAGAAUUUACUGGACGCUGGAUUCAGCCAUUGGGAGAAGCUGUUGUUAAGGAAUCCUUUGGAUAAAGGAAAACCAGCAACCACAUACAAAUCCGAAAGGAGAAAGGAAAUCGAGGAUGAAGGUUACACCAUUCACGGGUGUUCAGGAGAUCAAUGGAGCGACCUCAUGGGGUACGCAAUGGGCAUACGCUCCUUCAAGCUUCCGAAUCCAAUGUACUACAUUCCCUGACCAGAGUUGAAGUGAAACUAGCCAGUUCUGGAGAAUGUUGUGCCUACAUUUGUGUUUCAUUUAUGUCAAAGUCAUGUGCUGCAAUGAGUUUGUAACAUUUCUGAUGUUGUUUAAUUUCUUGUUAUUUUUGAGGUGAUCUUGUAGGUGAUAUCUUCAAGGUAACAAGACAAAUGUAAAAUAGGCUGGGCAAAAGCCGAAUGCUCCCACAUUCUCUUUUUAUGUAGAUACAUUUGUAAUGGUAUGUGUGAAAUAUUAGACGUGUGAUGAUUAAUUUAAUCAAAAAGAAAAUAGACUCGAACAAAAUCUUACUCCUAGUC